This is a messenger RNA of Maniola jurtina (meadow brown), 2286 nucleotides long. RefSeq names its product peroxisomal acyl-coenzyme A oxidase 3. The record is from RefSeq and is a predicted model, not a curated record. Gene Ontology annotation, cellular component: peroxisome. Gene Ontology annotation, molecular function: fatty acid binding; pristanoyl-CoA oxidase activity; FAD binding. Bases 205 to 2268 code for a protein of 687 amino acids. NCBI's taxonomy places the organism in Eukaryota, Metazoa, Arthropoda, Insecta, Lepidoptera, Nymphalidae. The transcript is spliced from 13 exons. Gene Ontology annotation, biological process: fatty acid beta-oxidation using acyl-CoA oxidase; lipid homeostasis.
UGGACGGUUAUUUGAUUCACACACGCCCGCAAUUAUUCACCUCAAUUUUACCACUGUGUAAUAAAUAUUAAACUAUCAGGAAAAUACAAAUCGCUAUUAAAGCUCCCCUACACGAAAUAAUUUCCAUUCUAGUACGAACACACGUGAGGCUCGGAAGCCUUUGUUUUUGCUGUGAAGACAAUUUCUUAUCCGGUAUCAAGUAGUAUGGAAGACCUCAGUUUUUUACCGGAACUCCCUACUGGGCCCCUGGAUGUGUACAGAAAUAGUUCUUCAUUUAACUGGAAACGUCUUAAAUUGGCUCUUGAAGGAGAUCUUGAAUUACUGAAACUUAAGUACAAGAUAUGGCGAAUCUUAGAGAAGGAUCCGUUGUUUGCACACAGCCCAGUGACUCCACCCGUGGAGGAACAGAAGAGGAUCACUCAGCUGCAGUUGAAAAAGAUAAAUGAAUACAAGUUCAUACCUAAGGAAAUGUUCAAUGCUAGCUAUAGCAAACGGACGCGAACAAUAAUGACAAUCAAUGAAGCGGUGCAGUGCCUAAAUCCAAGCGUGUCUGUCAAAAUGGCCAUCGGUAUCUACCUGUUCUCAAACGCCCUACUGUCACUUGGCACGGAGCGACAUCUCAAGUUCUACGAAGCCACAAUUAAGCACAGAGAGAUCCUGGCGAGCUUUUCUCUGACGGAGAUCGCGCACGGCUCGGACGCGCGGCUCAUGCGCACGACGGCCACGUACGACCCCAGUCGGAAGGAGUUCGUCAUACACACGCCGGACUUCGAGGCCGCUAAAUGCUGGGUUGGUAAUCUAGGUAGAACGUGUACCCACACACUGCUGUUCGCCCAACUGAUCACACCGGACGGUACCAACCAUGGGCUGCACGGCUUCGUCGUGCCCAUACGAAAUCCAGACACCUUGGAGACGUACCCUGGGCUUAUCGUGGGCGACAUGGGCGAGAAAAUUGGCGUUAACGGCAUUGACAAUGGAUUCAUAAUGUUCAACCAAUACCGAAUACCGCGAGAGAAUCUCCUCAACAGAACGGCAGACGUCACAGAAGAUGGGACAUAUGAAAGCUCGUUCUCAGAACCUUCUAGAAUACUUGGGGCCGCCUUGGAAAAUUUGUCUGCGGGCAGGAUCGGCAUAAUGCAGGAGAGCUGCAGCUCGCUGGCGAGUGCGGUGACGAUCGCCGUGCGCUACGCGGCCACGCGCACGCAGUUCGGCGAGCGCGACCACGAGACGCCGCUUAUCGAGUACGAGUUACAUCAAUGGCGUCUGUUCGGCUACGUGUCGGCGGCCGUAGUGUUCCGUCUGUACAUAGACUCCUUCACGCACACAUACCUCAGUAUCGUGGAGAAGUCCAACGCUGGACAUCGAGUCGACAAUUUGAGUGAAGCGGUAUCGGAAAUCCACGCGAUGGUGUCCAGCAGCAAACCGCUGUUGACGUGGACUACGCUUAAAGCAGCGCAACAAUGCAGAGAGGCGUGCGGGGGACACGGAUAUCUUAAGUGCGCAAAUCUAGGCGAUAUAAGAAGUAACCAUGAGCCGACGGUGACGUAUGAAGGCGACAACAACGUCCUGUCGCAGCAGGCCGGCAACUGGCUGCUGCGGCAGUAUGAAGCGGCUAUAGCCGGCAACGCGGUCGACUCGCCGCUGGGCACUGUGGCCUUCCUGAAGGACUUGAGGACGAUAAAGGACAGGACCUUCAGUUGUACCAGCACGAAGGAAUUGAAAAAUCCACAGUUUAUAAUAUCCACAUACAAAUGGCUAAUAUGCUGGCUUUUAAAAUACACGCACGAAAAGAACGAAGCAAACCUUUCACAAGGUCUCACAAAAGUGCAGGCGAGAACCAAAGCCCAAGUCUACCGAUGGAAGACCCUAACCAAAGUUUACGCUGAAUACUUAGCACUGAUAUACUGUUUGGAAACCAUAGACAAGAAAGAACGGGAGUUGCAACCUAUGUUGAUGAAGCUGUUUUGUUUGUACGGUCUAUGGUCGUUGGAUGAGAAUUUAGUGGAGUUGUACCAAGGGGGGUUCGCGAAAGGGGAGGAUUGUGCGCGAUUGGUGAGGGACUCAGUGUUGGAACUUUGUGGGGAGGUGAAGAAUGAAAUCGUCAGUGUGGCGGACGCGCUUUCGCCAACGGACUUUGUUCUGAACUCCGUGCUAGCGAAGAGCGAUGGAAAGUUGUACCAGAAUCUCCAAAAGGCGUUCUUCAGUCAACCGGGCGUUUUCGAAAGGACGCCCUGGUGGCGUGACGUAGUGCCGUCAUCCAAAUUGUAAGACACAUGACACCAAAAA